UGAACCCCUCAGAAGGACAUCAGCCCUCAGAAUGAAGCUGAUCAGCAGCUCCCUGACUCUUCUAGUCUUUAUAAAUGCUGUGUUUUCAGCAGCUAUGAGAGAUGGGGGUGAAGAUUUGAUACAUUUUCUUAAGGAUGCCUUUGAAAUGAAUCAGACUCUGGACCAAACUGAACCCACACAGCUCUCAGAAAUUAGCCUAGUACCUGAAAUGAUUCUGGAGGCUGUACAUCCAACAGAUCCAAGUGCAGAAUGUAAAGUUCCAGAAAUAGCUGACCUUUCCAAAACAACCCCAAAACCAAAUUCUGUUGAAGUUGCAGAUGUUUCUGAAGAGAGAUCUAUUGAGACCAGCAGCUCGGACAGCAGAUUACCUGAAAGAGCAUCAACUGAAGACAGCAGAGAGAGUGACAAGUACAAAAGAUUAGAGCUGAGAACAGCACUCGCAGAUGCUCACAAAGCAUUACAGGAGCAUUAUGGGAACUCAGCAGAGAGUAUGAGUAUGGACAGUACUGACAUUGAGAGAGACUGGACCCAGGGCUCAAAUCAACAAAGUAAUAAAGAAUCAGUGAUGAAGGAUGUUAGUAGUCAAGAAAAGGACAGACCCGAAGAAAAUGAAAGAUACCAGAAGAUGGUUAAAAAACAUCAUUUCGACAGUCCAGAAUUUGUGGACAGACCAGACAGUGAAGAACAAGGAAUAUCUCAGGAACAAAUCUCAGGGAUCGUAGCAAAACCAAACUUCCAGGCCACUCUGGACGACAGCAGGGAAGCGGCUGGUGGAAUCCCAGGAUGCACAGAAACAUCUGCUGAACAUCCCAUGGAAGAGAACAACAGUCUGGAUGACACUAAUGUGGAGCAGAUCCGAAAGGACACGCCGAGGUAUCAGAACCAGCUGAAGAAAAUAUGUCCCAGUAAGAGAGUACGAGCAUCUGUCAACCCGAGUGCACAGCUGGAUCUCCACAGUCCAGAGAGAGCCAACAGUGAACUUCUGGACAGUGACGACAGCGGUGAGAGGCUGAGAGAGCAUGUGGCGCUUCCUCUCUAGAGGAUCACUUACUUCUGUAGAACACAAGCUUGCUUUUUGAUUAUUAUGAUUAUUAGCGCGAUUUGGAUUGAUAUUAGGGGUGUAACGGAUCACAGUUG
Danio rerio (zebrafish) is the source of this 1137-nucleotide messenger RNA. Its product is annotated as zgc:194210. NCBI's taxonomy places the organism in Eukaryota, Metazoa, Chordata, Actinopteri, Cypriniformes, Danionidae. The record is from RefSeq and is marked predicted.